Molecule: messenger RNA, 615 nt
Organism: Parnassius apollo (apollo)
Lineage: Eukaryota; Metazoa; Arthropoda; Insecta; Lepidoptera; Papilionidae
Source: the annotation of a GenBank genome assembly
AUGAGCACAGUAGAUCCUAAACCUUACCAAACAAACUACACAACUGGUAGAAAAAUGGAUGAUGUACCGUUUGACGACUUAUAUGGGAACGAUGAAUUGAGUGCGAAUGAUAAUGUACAUUAUGGCUUAGAAAAAGUUCCAGAAGAUUAUGAAGCAAGAACACCGUAUAAAGGCGAGGUCGAAUGGGAAACAAAUUUUCGUAAAUCACUAUCCGUUCAAAUACCAGUUGUAGUACCAUCUAUUUCAAAAGAAAACGCCACAGAGCGUACGGGAUCUUUUAGAACAAAAAAGACUAAUAAAGAAAAAUCGAUAACGUUAAUGUUUUUCCCUAUAAAAGACUACAGAUACUAUAGAAGAUCCGUCAAUAAUUUAGAUAAAGCAGGAAGUAUAAAAAAAGGCGUAAAUGUAACUAAAGUUGUUGAAAAUACUAAUGAAGCACGAAUGAAGGCCAUAAUUGAUCCGAAUGAUUUAAUUAAUGUAGAAAGAUUAAAUAAUAGUAUAAAGCAACUAAAUGAGACAAAUAAACAAUAUGAGGUACGGUCCAAUGAUACACUUGUUUACAAUAUAGGUGAGGAAUCUAUUAAAAUAGUCGACGGCAACAAAACCUGCUUAUAA